Molecule: messenger RNA, 3232 nt
Organism: Microplitis mediator
Lineage: Eukaryota; Metazoa; Arthropoda; Insecta; Hymenoptera; Braconidae
Product: signal peptide, CUB and EGF-like domain-containing protein 3
Exons: 13
Coding region: 359-2707 (782 amino acids)
Molecular function (GO): calcium ion binding
Source: RefSeq, a predicted model, not a curated record
UAUUUAAUGAACGCAAGGGCUGUGUUGUCAGAAGAUGAGAAGUGGAGCAGAAGGAGAAGCUGUUGUUGACCAGGAAGUGGAUGUUGCCAGAUACGAUGAUGCUGCUGGAGAAGGGACUUGAUAUGAGCAUUGAGCAGGCGCCUGGAAUACCAACAAAUAUCUUCCUAUAUAUAUACAUAUAUAUAUUGUAAUCUCGGUGCUGGAGAAAUAUCUCGAGAUUCUAAACUGUUCAGAGCCACGCGAGUGGCCGCGCGAUACGUUUCGCGAAUACUUGAUACUAAUAUAUAUUAUUAUAUAUAUAUAUAUGUAUUAUAUAUAUUCUUGAAAAAUAAUUUCUAAUCGUGUUCAAAAAAAUAAAAUGGUUGAAAAAAAUCCACUUGGUAUUUUGAGGAUUAAUUUAUUAUUAUUGUUUAUUAUACUAGUUUUUUCCAUCACGUGUGGUUUUACUCAGCAGCCCAAGUAUCGGGAUCGCGAGAGCAUUUCUAGUCAGAAGUUUAAGCGCCUUGAAGAUUUCGAUGAACCGACCUGGAAAUUAAUUCUGUCAGAUGAAAAAAAACUAAAAUUAAAAAAUGACACAAACAAAUAUACAGAUUUGGUAAUAAAAAACUAUACAGUAACACCGAGAAUAAUAACAACAAAUGAUACCAUUAAAUUAAUGUCGAGUGCUGCGCGCGGUAGCAUUAAAAGAAAAUCUAAAACGAGAAGUCACAAAAAAUCACGGGGAAAAAUACGUCGUCUGAAAAAGGGCAGGAAGAAAAUGAAAGCUGAUGAAUUGAAAGGGGAAAAUUACCAGGAGAUUUUCAAAUCCGUGGAUAUUAAAAAUUACGAGGACGAAAAUUUCGAGCAGCAGCUGCUCAAGGAUUUGCACGAGCGAGUUAUUAAAUCCAGGGGUUCAAUAAUUUAUAAUCAGAGUCAACUCAACAAUAAUAAUAAUUAUUUAAUUAAAAAAAAAAAUUUUUUUGAAAAUAACGAUGCCUCAAAUAUCGGGAAUUUAAAUGGAGGCGACUUAUCAUGUAUGCAAGGCGAUUUUAUUCCAGCGCCACUUGUUCCUCAUGCUCUAAUAAAAUAUGUUAAGUCGUCGAAACCACACCAGGAAUAUCUCGAGGCAAAUUAUGAGUGUAUUGAAGGUUUUGUAUUGUCGUCAAACACAACGCGACUGUUGUGCAAAAAUCGACAAUGGGUUGGAGCCGCAGUGCCUUCAUGUACACCCAAGAAUAAUAACCACCGUGAAAUAUGUUCUCGUUCAUCUUGCGAUCAGAUUUGCAAGCAAGUUAACAAUAAACCGACUUGUUUUUGUUACGAGGGCUUUUAUCUCGAGGACAAUAAGUGCAUUGACAUCAAUGAAUGCGCCGACACGAACGGUGGCUGUCAGUAUAAAUGUGUAAACACGCCGGGCAGCUAUCGAUGCGAGUGUCCAAAGGGAAUGAAAUAUGCACAAGACAAGUCUAGAUGCGAAGAUGUGAAUGAAUGCUCGGAGAAUAAUGGGCGAGGGCCGUGUCAAGAUAUCUGUCAAAACUUGGAGCCUGGAUAUUUGUGUGGGUGCGAUGGGUUACCGGGUACGAGCCUUUCAGCUGACAAUCAUACGUGUCUAAACACAAGUCCUUGUGCUAUAAACAAUGCAGGAUGCUCUCACACUUGUCUUUCAACUGUUGGACGUGUUUUUUGUCUCUGUCCGGAUGGAUUUAUGUUGCAAGAUGACUGGAAAACUUGCCAAGAUAUUGACGAGUGCGCUGUCCCAGAUUUGCAGAAUGAAGUUUGCAAGUUCGGGUGUGUUAACACCCCGGGUUCUUACCAUUGUGUUGAGCAGGGUCUGGUUAAUGAUCAGCCUGGCGAUAAAGUUGAUUCAUGUCCCAAAGGGUAUCACCCGUCGACGAGAUCAACUUGUGUUGAUGUAAACGAGUGCGAGGAUAACAACGGAGGGUGCAGCGAGGUGUGUGAAAACACAAAUGGCAGUUAUUUUUGCGCCUGCAACGGUGAUGAAAGGAUUUUAUCGCCUGAUGGAAAAUCUUGCACGGAUAUAAAUGAAGUAUCAUGCUCGUCUUUGGAUGUACCAAAAAGGGGCACAUUAAUCUGCUCGCGUCAGUCAUCUCGUAGUGUGUGGUCAGCAAACAAAGCACUUAAUAAUCUGCCUGGUACUAAAUGCUCCUUGAGAUGUCCACCAGGGUAUUAUAUCCUCGGAGAAUACGAGCUCACGUGUCGUGAAAAUGGAAACUGGGACGGCAUUAAAACCGGCCAGUGCACUAGAUGUCCGACAGACAUAAGAAUAAUAGAAGAGGAAAUUUUUCUCAAAAUAAACAAACCAACGACAAGUAUUGUAUUGACCCAAGAAUUAAAACCACUGGAGCAGCGGCGUAUGCGUUUGUCCGUAAACUUGGACCGCGGACUCCACAAAAUUAUUUUCUUCAAAAAUCCCUCAUCUCCAUCUUCAAGUUCUGCGUCAAUUAAUAAGCAAUUAAACUGCACAAUCCACACUAAUAUCAAAGACGGCGAGUCACCAAAAAUUUACAACUGUCCAAAUAAUAAUAAUAGUCCACUAAUUAAAUGGAGUAAAGAAGUAUUUGCUGACAGUAUUGAAAUCACUUAUAUUAAUAAUGAGAGUCUUGAUGAAAGGUCCUUUGAUGUCGACUGGAAUACCACUUACAAGCCAAUUGACGAGGAUACUUGGUCAUCUAAUUGCACCUUUACUGUUAUUAUUAACGAAGAUUAAAUUAUUUCCUCUUGUUUUUUUACUGUUAAGGAAAUUUAAUUAAUAGUGAGGUAAAUGGCUCGCUUACUUACCUUUCAAGAUCAUAAAUGUGUUAGUUUAAUAAGUAUGGUAAUUUGGUUACAAUAAUUGAGGGUUGGAUUUUUUUUUUUAUAGUAGAGUGAUUUUGACACGAAGAAUUAGCAGACUAGUUUAGUUUUAUUUUAAGGAAAUGACGUUUCAAAUUUUUUAAUGGAAGUUUAUGUCAGCAGAGAUAUUAAUAUUCAUGCGAAGCCGAAUUUUGAACUGUCAGAAAAAUUUUUAUUUUUAUAUUUAUAGGGAAAUUGAAAUUUCCAAUAUUGUAAAGUAGAAGUAUCAAAAAUAAAAUUUUUUUUUAUUUUUUAGAAUCUCGAAUUGUUUGAAAAUAAUUGUGAUAAAUUACAAUUCAUAAUAAUCACAAAUUGAACCCCGCUUUUCAUAUAUAUUUAUAUAUAUAAAGGCGGUCUUAAAGAAACUGACAAAUUUUGUUUCCUCAUUUAAAAUUUUUAA